ACCAAUCUUACAAUACUUGCUUCAGCAUCAAUCAAUGGAAGAAGCUACCAAUGGUAAUAGUCUUGCCCAGAAAAGGUAUGCAGUUGUGACUGGGGCAAACAAAGGGAUUGGACUUGGGAUUUGCAAGCAAUUAGCUUCUCAUGGAAUAACAGUGGUGUUGACUGCAAGAGAUGAGAGUAGGGGACUCGAUGCACUUCACCAGCUCAAAGAAACUGGUGGGCUUUCUGGUUAUCUACUCUUUCAUAAGCUUGAUGUAACAGAUUCAUCUAGUGUUGAUUCCCUUGCUGAAUUCAUCAAGACUCAGUUUGGAAGGCUUGAUAUCUUGGUGAACAAUGCGGGGAUUGCUGGAGCCAUUGAAGAUGUUGAUGCCCUACGAGCUGCAUUGGAAGCUGGAGGUCUAACUGACUUUAAAGCCUUCUGCACUGAGACAUAUGAUUUGUCAGUGGCAUGCUUGGAAACAAACUACUAUGGUCCAAAAAGAAUGGUUGAAGCAUUUUUGCCUCUUCUCCAAUCAUCUCAAUCACCAAGAAUUGUCAAUGUUUCUUCUAUUUUGGGCAAAUUACAGUUUACACCAAAUGCAUGGGCUAAAGGAAUACUAAGUGAUGCUGAUAACCUUACAGAAGAGAGAGUGGAUGAGGUGCUGAAUGAGUAUCUUAAAGUCUUCAAAGCUGGUACCCAUGAUGCUCAAGGCUGGCCUAUGGCAUAUACCAUCUCCAAAGCUAGUCUGAAUGCUUAUACAAGAAUUCUUGCUAAGAAGUGGCCUAGUGUCAAAGUGAAUUGCGUUUGUCCUGGUCAUGUGAAAACUGACUUAGGCCAUGACUUCGGAGCACUGACUGUAGAAGAAGGCGCUGAAAGUCCCGUGAGGCUGGCUUUGUUGCCUGAUGAUGGUCCUUCUGGCUUGUUCUUUAGUCGAAAGGAAGCAAUAUUUUAUGAAUGAA
Messenger RNA from Coffea arabica (coffee), 938 nucleotides. RefSeq names its product (+)-neomenthol dehydrogenase-like. The record is from RefSeq and is a predicted model, not a curated record. Gene Ontology annotation, molecular function: oxidoreductase activity, acting on the CH-OH group of donors, NAD or NADP as acceptor. Gene Ontology annotation, cellular component: membrane. Lineage: Eukaryota; Viridiplantae; Streptophyta; Magnoliopsida; Gentianales; Rubiaceae.